UAUGUUGUAUCAUGCUUAACCCUCGGUUUUAGCGGAUUCUUCUAAUGCAGCUUCGUUUCUUCAUUACGUAGCAUCGUUUUGGUAUCCAGUCGAUGCCGUGGCUGAUGCCGUGAGAGCACAGUCUCUCAAGAUGGCUGUCAAACGCAAUGUUCAUAUCGUAGAGAAUUAUAGUUUUUAAUAAUCAAAAAUGACUUCGGUGCGCGGGGUGGAAAUAACGGGUGCAUUUUGGUUCGAUGUUAUAAUACGAAUUAUUCUGGCCUUGUCAUUUUUGGAGCUGGAGAAAGCUGAACCAUUUGCAAGAAAGAUUCAUGUGGAAGAGUUAUGGCUCUACAAAAAUCCUAUCACCACCUCAUAUGUGCCCACCACCGUCUUAUGGCCAUUAGUAUUUCUUGUACCAACUUUUGUGAUCUGUAUUACAUUCAUAAUUACUAAAGAUAGAGUCGACUUUUGUCAGGCAUUGAUGGCUGUGACAUUAACGUUAGGACUGAAUGGUGUACUUACUGAUAUGAUCAAGAUAAUAGUGGGUAGACCAAGGCCAGAUUAUUUCUGGAGAUGUUUUCCCAAUGGUGAAAUGAAUUCUGAAUUAGAAUGCACUGGAGAUCCAAGUAAUAUAAAAGAAGGGAGAAAAUCAUUUCCAAGUGGACAUUCCUCUUUUGCAUUUGCAAGUCUUAGCUUUGUUUCUCUAUACUUGGCGGGAAAACUUCAUACAUUCGCGCUAUCGGGAAAAGGACAAGCAUGGAAAUUACUUAUUUUCUUAUUUCCACUAUGCAUUGCUAUUGCUAUAGCAUUAAGUCGAACUUGUGAUUACCAUCAUCAUUGGCAAGAUGUUACCAUUGGUUCUCUAAUUGGGCUUUGCUUAUCGUACUUAUGCUAUAGGCAUUAUUAUCCUUCGUUAGAUUCUCAUGUUUGCCACAAGCCAUACAUAAAUCUUACUGCUCAAGUUCAACUUGAAUAUGUUAAAGCUAGUAAAGAGGAACAAAUCAAGUGGAUUUAGUAUGAAUAAUAUAAAAUUAUGGCUAUGAUGUAUUCACUUAUAUUUUAUAAUUCAGUAUUCUUAUAUGUAUUGAUUUAUCACUUUGUAAUUCAUUCCAUUUUAUAUAUUUAUUGUAUAUCAUUUGGUAUAAAUCCGAAGUAUUUUCUAUGUGUGAAUAAGUAUCCAUGCUUAAAGGCCACUUGAAAUAAACGAUGUAAUAUAAAUAAAAGAAACAUUUUUGAAA
Molecule: messenger RNA, 1217 nt
Organism: Cephus cinctus (wheat stem sawfly)
Lineage: Eukaryota; Metazoa; Arthropoda; Insecta; Hymenoptera; Cephidae
Product: phospholipid phosphatase 5
Exons: 6
Coding region: 188-994 (268 amino acids)
Biological process (GO): phospholipid metabolic process
Molecular function (GO): phosphatidate phosphatase activity
Source: RefSeq, a predicted model, not a curated record